UGGUGCUAAGUCAUCACUAAUGCCUGAUCCGAGCUAAAUGGACCUAGUUAAGGCUCUUCCUCCAUCCUGUCCCCUGUUCCCCGUUGUACAGUAGCAUCUUUCAUCAGCUCUCCUGAGACGUCCUGCCAGUGACCACGAGGUGUAUAUAAGACCCGCUGAGGAUGUGACCAGCACUGAAGUUCGUUCUUAGCAAGUCUGCUUAGACAGCCAUCUUCUUCUCUUUCCUCUUCUAUAUUUGUCAUCAGUGUUUGUCUGACCUCCUCUCGAGUCUGAGAACAUGGACACAGCUGCAGCAGUGACUCUUCUGGCACUGAUUAUGGCGAUGGCUGGCGUCAGUCACGCUCUUCAUAUCCAAGCCGGCCUGGACAAAAAUGACAUCUUGCCUGGCAGCUCAGAGGAGAACAUGCCUGACCGCCUGUUGGGGCUGGAGAGUGAAAACAGAGAUAGCGACACUGAUGAUCGCUUGCUGACUUCAUUGCUGAGAGCCCUGCUGCACGGAGCCCAGAGAGAAGCCAGGGAGUCUGUCCUCCAUCAGCCACAGAGAUUUGGCCGCAGUUCCAGAGGGCAGGUUGUGCUGGAGGAUCAGAUGCAUUCCCGUGACUGGGAGGCUGCCCCCGGUCAGAUCUGGAGUAUGGCCGUGCCCCAGAGAUUUGGCAAGAAGUAAUGUUGCAGUCAUGCGGUGUUGCCCUGGUGGAAGGUCAAGCAGCCGAGAGUUAUAAAGAUACUAGAUUUGUUCCACUCUAAGCUCCAGCCCACUAGGCUUGACUUUACACCUGGUGUCCAGUGAAAGAUGACACUAGCUUAAUCUUUCAUGAUUAUGAUUGUUGUUAUUUUCUUUAAAUUUCCAACACUGGGAAGCACGGUGACUGGUGAUUGUUUGGAUCGGCAUGUUAAGGACUGAAAAUGUUUGCUGUAAAUUGUUAGUUGCUAUGUUUUUGUUGUUCUUCCGUUCAAAUAAAAGAACUUUAAUCUUGUAAUGCUAAUUUCAUCUGUAUUUGUGUUCAGUGUCAUCAGUGUUCAAAUAUCACAGUAAUCCGUUAAAGAAAGGUGGGAACAAACAGAUGUUGAAAUUUUAUAAAUCCAGCUGUUGAGUUCAUUUAAAUAUGGCCACUUAAUCUGUUGCUAAUCAUGUUUUAGUUUGUGAAAUGUGUGUAAAAAUGGCAAAUCCAAGUUUUCUCAAACCAAGGUGAGAUCUUAAAGUGUCCUGUUUGUCCAAAUAAACUCUCAAAUCCCCCAAAAUCUUCCACUUAAAUAUAUAAUAUGAUAAAUACAAUAAAAGGUAUUUAUAAAUAGAUAACGGUGAAUUCUGCAUUUUGGAAGCUAU
Haplochromis burtoni (Burton's mouthbrooder) is the source of this 1324-nucleotide messenger RNA. It is a transcript of the gene npffl, whose product is annotated as neuropeptide FF-amide peptide precursor like. The transcript has 3 exons. The coding region runs from base 278 to 664 and encodes 128 amino acids. Lineage: Eukaryota; Metazoa; Chordata; Actinopteri; Cichliformes; Cichlidae. The record is from RefSeq and is a predicted model, not a curated record. Gene Ontology annotation, molecular function: neuropeptide hormone activity.